ACAAAAUAAAACAAUCACCGUCGUAAACACAAAAAAAAAAGCAAUCACCGCCAAAGUAGUUAUUUUAUUUCUAAUGGAAUUUUGUUUUUAAUAAAAAGAUUUUUAAUUAAAUAAAUUGCAAUUAAUUAAGUUCUGUGAGUUGAACAAAAAUGAGUUUGAGUUUAACUAGAAAACGUAAUCGUACUAGCGGUGCUGGGGACGCGCAAAAUGAAAGUGUCUCAACAAAGCGUCGCAACUGUUCCCAUGGAAAUUUGACACAAAACACCACAUUGUCACAAAGUCAGCGUUUAAAUGAAGAUUCACGACGUUGUGGUAAAAUUUUACACAUGCGAUUGACCAAUUUUAUGUGCCAUUCAAACUUAGUGAUAGACUUUCACUCCCGCGUUAAUUUUUUAGUGGGAAGUAAUGGAAGCGGAAAAAGUGCUGUGUUGGCUGCCUUAGUUUUAGGUUUAGGAGGAAAAGCCAAAGAUACUAACCGUUCAAGCAGUGCCAAAGGUUUCAUAAAAAAUGGAGAAACAUCAGCUAAAAUUGAAAUCGAAAUUGCCAACGAUGGUCCACAGCCAUAUGAACCCUACGUUUAUGGAGACAAAAUUACAAUUGUUCGAACAAUAACAACUACCUCCGGUGCAUAUGCUAUAAAAGCAGCAAAUGGUUUAGUAGUUACGAAAAAAGUUGAUGACUUGCAUCGCAUUCUUAUGUAUCAUAAUGUACAAGUUGAUAAUCCAGUUUUUGUAUUAAACCAGGACAGUGCUCGAGAAUUUCUUAAAGAACUAGAACCAUCGAAAAAUUAUAGCCUUUUUCUUAAGGCAACACAAGUUGAUGUGGUAAUGGAAAAACUUAAUGAAUGUUUACAUUUGCAUAGAUCCCAUACACACGAGCUGAGCAUUUAUAAAACUAAAUUGGAUAAACAACGUGAAGAUAUAUAUGAACACGAGGAAAAACUUAAACAAAUUUUAUCUUUUGAAAAAUUAAAGGAUGAAUUAUUGAAUUCUGAAAUAGAAUACUUGUGGUCAUUAGUCAAGGAGAAAGAAGACUCUUUGAUAGAAAUUGAUGAGAAACUUGAAAAAUAUCACAGAAAAGAAAAGGAAAUUCUGGAAACAAUUCAAAAUAAGGAUGGAGUGAAUUUAGCCCUAAACCAAGAAAUUAAAAAAUUUGAUGAAAUAAUUUCGUCCAAAAAUAAUGAUUAUCAACAGGAGAAUAUGCACUAUAGAGAAAUAAAAAGUAAAGUUGAUGCUCAAACAAAAUUAACAGUAACCUGUCAGGAGGAAGUAGAUUCACUAAAAAAGAAAAAAUCACGUUUGGAAACACAAAUCGAAGAAAUCAAACGACACAUUGAUGAACGUUCCAAAGGCAAUCAAGAUGAUGUUGAUGCUUUGCGAGCUGAAAAUAAAAAAAAUAUUGAUGAAUUCACUAAUCAAUGUGAAAUGCAUUUAAAACCAUUGAUAGAGAAUUUAAAACGUGAAUUAAAAGUUCUCAGCGACAAUAAAUCUCAAAAGGAACAAAUUAUACACGAAAUAAAGCGACGACAGCGGGAAUGUUCGGAUGAAAUACGUAUCCGAAAAGUACAAAUAGAAAAUGUCAAAGCUAGUGCCAAAAAUAAACUUUCAAUAUAUGGUGAAUAUAUGCCUGACUUAAUCAAUCAAAUACACAAAGCAAAUUCCGAAGGCAAAUUCUCCCAACUACCCAGAGGUCCAAUUGGUAAUUAUGUGGAGGUGCCGAGGCGUCAAUAUCGUGAUGUCAUUGAAAAUAUAUUAGGUGGGGCCCUGCUAAAUGCCUUUAUUGUUAACAAUAACAAAGAUCGUGAUACAUUAAGAGCAAUUCUAAGUAAAUUUACACAAAAUCCUCCAAAUAUAAUCACAACUGCUUUUCGCAAUCAAGUACACAACGUGAGUGAAGGUUGUGUACAUCCACCACAGGGCACAAUUUUGGCAUUAAACGAAAUUAAAUGUAAAGAUCCCGUAGUAAUGAAUUGUCUGAUAGAUCGUGGAAAUAUUGAGACAAUACUUAUUAGCGACAGCAAGGAGUUGGCCGAAAGUAUAACAUCAAACCGUGCACAUGUUCCAAAGAACUUGAGUAAAGUCAUUGUUUUAAAUGAUAACAAUGUUAUUUUUGAAUAUUUCCCCAAGCCAAAUUAUCGUAUGUAUACAACAAAGAUUAGACAAGCGAAUUUUAUCCAAGUAAAUAUUGAUGAACGUAUAAGAAAUUUGGUAAAUGAAAAAUCAUCACUUGAAAAUAAAUUAAAAGAUCUAGAAGUCGAUUUAAAUCAUACGGGCCAACAAAUACCACAAGAUUUGAAAAAUAUUGAAAAACAGCGCGUUAAAUUGCAUCAACAUGAAAACAAACUUGCUGAACUUCAAGAAAAAAUAAACGAACUGCAAAAUGUAGAAUAUGCUGAUUACAAUUCUGAAAUUGAGUAUUUGAAAAAAGAAAUGGAUGAAACUAAAGAGAGACUUGAAAAAGUCGAAGAAACUUUAAAUGAAAAACGUUUUCAACAAACCGACAUAAAAAGGGAAAAAGAACGAUUUGAAGAUGAAUUAAAGGCACAACACACAAUUUUAGAAGAAAUACAAAAUGAAAUUGAAUCCUAUAAGACUAAAUCGCAUCAAAUUAAAAUGAAACUGCGAAGUGUUAAUAACAAUGAAUCCUUAAGUCGUGAAAAAUUAACAGAAAUAAAAGAAAAACUAAAUAAAUAUCAGUGUGAUAGAAACGAAAUUGCAAAAGCUUUAAAGCAAGCCAAGACCGCAGCCAAAGAAAAGGGUGAACGUGUUGAUACUAAGGAGAAUUUAGAAGAAAUACGAGAAAAGAUAGCAAAAAUAAAAGCCCAACUGAAACAUGGUCUGCCAGUGAACUUAGAUCCUCAGGAAUUGCGUGAAUUAAUUGCUACAAAGAAAGAAUCCUUAGAGGCUAAUGAAGGAACAUUUGAGAAUAUAAAAAUAUCAAUACUUAUGUUAAGAAAAUCCUUAAAAUUCCGCUUUGAUUUUUUGAAAAAGCUCAAGGAACAUAUGGCUGUUAUUUUACAAUUGUCUUUUAGUAUGAUUUUAAAACUACGAAAUUUUGAGGGUACUAUUGAUAUUGAUCAUCAAGAGAAGAAAUUAAAAAUUUCUGUUAUUCCUCGUGACCAUAAUAAAAAUGCUGUAUCUAGCACUAAAGCACUUUCUGGAGGAGAACGUUCGUAUAGUACAGUGGCAUUUUUAAUUUCAUUAUGGUCUUGUGUGGAUCAUCCAUUCUACUUUCUCGAUGAAUACGAUGUAUUUACAGACGAAGUAAAUCGCGAGUAUAUGACUCGAUUACUUAUUGAUGAAGGUCGUAAACGUGCCCUCCGUCAGUAUUCAUUCUUAACACCUCAGGAUAUGACAUUAGUACCAGAACAUUUUAUAAAAAUACACAGACUUGCUGAACCUGAUCGCCGCUAAUAUGAAUUUAUAUUAAAUGAAUUUAUAAAGCAUAGAGAGAAUGCAGCAUAGAAAGCAACUGGAUUUGCAUUAAUUUAAACAUGACUUAACUAUAUAUAUUUAUCUGUUGAAUUGUCUUUCUUUUUUUGUAUUAAAAUGUAAAAUGUUUUUUAAAUACAUAAUAGUUUAUCAUAUAAAAAUUCCAUUCUUGCAUGAA
This is a messenger RNA of Lucilia sericata (common green bottle fly), 3609 nucleotides long. It is a transcript of the gene SMC6, whose product is annotated as structural maintenance of chromosomes protein 6. Gene Ontology annotation, cellular component: site of double-strand break; Smc5-Smc6 complex; nucleus. Bases 150 to 3413 code for a protein of 1087 amino acids. The transcript has 16 exons. NCBI's taxonomy places the organism in Eukaryota, Metazoa, Arthropoda, Insecta, Diptera, Calliphoridae. The record is from RefSeq and is a predicted model, not a curated record. Gene Ontology annotation, biological process: double-strand break repair via homologous recombination. Gene Ontology annotation, molecular function: ATP hydrolysis activity; single-stranded DNA binding; damaged DNA binding.